Molecule: messenger RNA, 739 nt
Organism: Solanum stenotomum
Lineage: Eukaryota; Viridiplantae; Streptophyta; Magnoliopsida; Solanales; Solanaceae
Product: 40S ribosomal protein S13
Exons: 5
Coding region: 76-531 (151 amino acids)
Biological process (GO): translation
Cellular component (GO): nucleolus; ribosome; cytosolic small ribosomal subunit
Molecular function (GO): structural constituent of ribosome; small ribosomal subunit rRNA binding
Source: RefSeq, a predicted model, not a curated record
CAUCUCUGUCCAUUCUAGGGUUUCAUUCUUCAUAGCGAACCGGACAGCAGCCCCAGAAACACACCGGCAGCCAAGAUGGGUCGUAUGCACAGUCGAGGUAAGGGUAUUUCUGCUUCAGCACUCCCAUACAAGAGGACUCCACCAAGUUGGCUCAAAAUAUCUGCACCAGAUGUUGAAGAUAACAUCUGCAAGUUUGCCAAAAAAGGUUUAACACCCUCUCAAAUUGGUGUUAUUCUUCGUGAUUCCCAUGGCAUUGCUCAGGUGAAGAGUGUAACUGGUAGCAAGAUUCUCAGAAUUUUGAAGGCUCAUGGACUUGCUCCUGAGAUUCCCGAGGAUCUCUACCACCUUAUCAAAAAAGCAGUUGCAAUUCGGAAGCACCUUGAGAGAAACAGGAAAGACAAGGAUUCCAAGUUUAGGUUGAUUCUUGUUGAGAGCAGGAUUCACCGACUUGCUCGCUACUACAAGAAAACAAAAAAGCUUCCACCAGUCUGGAAGUAUGAAUCUACCACUGCCAGUACUCUUGUGGCAUGAGAGAAGACAACGGGAGCAUUCAGAGUGCUACUUUCUUCGCCAAGUCAUAUCUUAGAAAUUCUAUAUUAAGCUGUUUUGGCAUGUCCAGGAUACUUGAAAUCGUAAACAAAAUUAUGUACUCGAGGAGAUGAUAGGGCCUCCAUUUAGUUUCUUGUUUGAGAUUUUGACAUUGAGACUUUGUUAUCUGAGGUAUACUUCUUUUGGUUUA